Messenger RNA from Thrips palmi, 1727 nucleotides. It is a transcript of the gene Rh50, whose product is annotated as ammonium transporter Rh type A. Bases 215 to 1717 code for a protein of 500 amino acids. Gene Ontology annotation, molecular function: ammonium channel activity. Lineage: Eukaryota; Metazoa; Arthropoda; Insecta; Thysanoptera; Thripidae. The transcript has 8 exons. Gene Ontology annotation, biological process: ammonium homeostasis; ammonium transmembrane transport. The record is from RefSeq and is a predicted model, not a curated record. Gene Ontology annotation, cellular component: plasma membrane.
CGCUGCGGCGGCCUGGCCGAGCACUCGAGCGUGUUCUGUCCAGGGUCCAGCGGGUCCGGCGACUCCAGCGGCACUCCACUCGAAGAGAGAGGCGCGGCCCCAAACUGCGGUCGGCCUGCGCUGGAUGCGCUGUGCGGCACUUUAGCGUGUGGGCGCGGGUCGGCGAGGCGGGCGGCGGGGCGCGGAGCAGGCGCAGCACUCUCCAACGGUUAAGAUGAAGCACGCCCAGAACAAGACGGCCGUGGCGCUCAUCUCGCUGCAGGUCGUCCUGCUGCUGCUCUUCGCCAUCUUCACGCAGUACGACAAGGCGGCGCUGCCAUGGCCGCCCCAGAACGCCAACGGCACCAGCAUCGAGUACCACUACCCCAUGUUCCAGGACGUGCACGUCAUGAUCUUCGUCGGCUUCGGCUUCCUCAUGAUGUUCCUGCGCAAGUACGGCUACAGUGCCGUGGGCUUCACGCUGCUGCUCGGCGCCAUCAUGGUGCAGUGGGCCGCGCUCUGCCAGGGCUUCCUCAAGCUGGACCACGGCAAGAUCAACCUGUCGCUCGUCAGCCUCCUUAACGCCGACGUGGCCACCGCCGCCGUGCUCAUCUCCAUGGGCGCGGUGCUGGGCAAGACCACGCCGCUGCAGCUGGUGCUCAUGGGCUUCGUCGAGAUGGUGUUCUUCGCCGCCAACGAGUACCUCUCCUCGCACGUGCUGCAGGCCGUGGACCUGGGCGGCUCCAUGGUGGUGCACGUCUUCGGCGCCUACUUCGGCCUGGCCGUGAGCCGCGCGCUGGGCCGGCCGGCCGGCACCACGCAGGAGCGGUCCAGCUACACGUCGGACAUGUUCUCCAUGGUCGGCACCGUGUUCCUGUGGCUGUUCUGGCCCUCGUUCAACGGCGCCCUGGCGGUGGGUCCGGCCCGCCACCGGGCCGUCAUCAACACGUACCUGGCGCUGGCGUCGGGCUGCGUGGCGGCCUUCGCCGUGUCCUCGCUCUCGCAGCGCGGCGGCAAGUUCAACAUGGUGCACGUGCAGAACGCCACCCUGGCGGGCGGCGUGGCCAUGGGCACGGCGGCCGACCUCCUGGUGCAGCCCGUCGGCGCGCUCGUCGUCGGCUGCCUCGCCGGCGCUCUGUCCGUCGUGGGCUACGCGUACCUCCAGCCGUGGGUCCUGAGCCGCUUCAAGGUCCACGACACCUGCGGCGUGCACAACCUGCACGGCAUGCCGGGGGUCAUGGCCGCCAUCGUGGGCGCCGUCAUGGCCGCCUUCGCCACCGACGCGCAGAACGACUACGGCAACGCGCUGUACGUCCAGUUCCCGGCCAUGGCGCCGACGGACAAGGACGCCCUGGAGAAGCUCAUGUGGGAGGGGACGGUGCUCCUCAACCUGCAGCCCGGCCUGGGCCGCUCGGCCGGCAAGCAGGCCGCCUUCCAGCUCGCCUCCCUGUGCGCCACCCUCGUCGUGAGCCUGGCCAGCGGCACCCUCACCGGUUACGUGAUCCGCCAAAGCAAGCUGCUCCGCCAGGCGGGCAAGGAGGACCUCUUCGAGGACGGCCCGAACUGGGACGUCCCCGACGAGGAGAGCGGCGAGGCGCGGCCGGCCGCCACCGCCAUGGCCACGCUCCAGGUCGCCACCACGGCCAGGAUGGCCUCGGCCGCGUCCACGGAGGCAGCCGCCAACAGCAUCCCCUCGCUGGAGGCCGAGGCCCCCAAGGAGGAGGCCAACAAGUGGUGAUUCCGACCGG